Molecule: messenger RNA, 623 nt
Organism: Manis pentadactyla (Chinese pangolin)
Lineage: Eukaryota; Metazoa; Chordata; Mammalia; Pholidota; Manidae
Gene: NDUFB6
Product: NADH:ubiquinone oxidoreductase subunit B6
Exons: 4
Coding region: 126-512 (128 amino acids)
Biological process (GO): mitochondrial ATP synthesis coupled electron transport; mitochondrial electron transport, NADH to ubiquinone
Source: RefSeq, a predicted model, not a curated record
ACGCCAUAGCGGCGUGUAGCUCCCAGGCGUCCUUGCAAGGUCGCUUUGCAGAGGAGCGCGCGUAGGUGACAAGACCCUGGUUCCGGGGACGCGCCGAGUCCUUCUACCUGGGAACCAGCGGCUAAAUGUCCGGGUACACGCCAGACGAGAAACUGCGACUGCAGCAGCUGCGAGAGCUCAGAAGGCAAUGGCUAAAGGACCAGGAGCUGAGCCCCCGGGAGCCGUUGCUGCCCCCGCAGAGGUUGUGGCCAAUGGAGAAAUUCUGGAAUAAAUUUUUGAGGGGCCAGGCCCCCUGGAGGAAUGUGAUUUAUAAGGUAUACCGACACAGUAUAUUUGCUUUUACUUGUGUAGUUAUACCUGCCUGGAUUAUUCAUUAUUAUCUCAAAUAUCAUGUGAAUACAAAACCAUAUGCCAUUGUUGGAAAGAAGCCCAGAAUAUUCCCAGGUGAUACAAUUCUGGAAACUGGAGAAGUAAUUCCACCAAUGAAAGAAUCUCCUGAUCAACAUCAUUGAAGACUACUUCCAAAUUUCAAAGGGGUAUGGACCCAAGUUUGUUGCUGCAUUUCCAUAUUUACUGAAUAUAUUUUCUGGAAAGAUAACUUCAAUAAAGUUUACUCUCAGAUA